AUGUCUUUAAGUCAUGACCGUGCACUCUCAAAUCCUGAAGAGAAUUUAGAGCCAAACCAACAACGAAAUGUGUGAAGUAGAGCCUCCAAACCAAAACCUAAAGGUUCUCAGAAAUCUAAGACUAGAAGUACAAAAUCAAGCAGUAGGCUGAAGAGAUCCAGAAAUGUGAAUAAAUUACAGAAGUUAUCCAAAGGGCAGAUAGAAACAGUCCCAGCUCAAGAAAUUGAAGAUUUAUUCACCUCUAGCAAGUCUAGAGGAAGAAAGACUGAGAAAUAACGUCCUUAAGCACUGGAAGAGGUUUAUUUUCAAUAAUAGAUUGGGUAAAGCAGAGCAACAGGACCCCAGAAAGGCUCCUUGCCCUCUCAGAAAUAGCAUUCACCAACAGAUCAAGAGAUCUGAAUUUGAAGAUAAUUAUGGAAGUCAGUCCUUCUCAAAAAGAAAUGAAUACAUUAGAGGAACUCAGCAAUUAGGCUCUAAGUGUCCUGCAAACCCGAAUGGAGGGAAGACCUCAAGGCCUUCUUCAAGUUUUCGAAGUUUCAACACAGAUUUGAACCUAACUGGGAAGCGGAUCGGUUCCCCUUCAGGUUCCAAGACUGUUAGAAAUAGUAAAAAUGUAGGAAAUUGAAACAAGCCUCCACAGAAUGGCAAGGAGAAGUGCUCACGAGCUAUCAAAAGGAGACCUAAAAGUUCAAGGCAAUUCUUAGUAAAGAACAAGACUAAAUCCUCUACAAAAUACAGGAGUGAUUACUUCCCAGAUUAUCAAGCAAGGCACUAAGUUUAACAUUUAGCAAAU
Molecule: messenger RNA, 793 nt
Organism: Moneuplotes crassus
Lineage: Eukaryota; Ciliophora; Spirotrichea; Euplotida; Euplotidae
Source: the annotation of a GenBank genome assembly